This is a messenger RNA of Salvia miltiorrhiza (redroot sage), 1126 nucleotides long. Its product is annotated as replication protein A 70 kDa DNA-binding subunit B-like. The record is from RefSeq and is a predicted model, not a curated record. NCBI's taxonomy places the organism in Eukaryota, Viridiplantae, Streptophyta, Magnoliopsida, Lamiales, Lamiaceae. The transcript has 5 exons. Bases 47 to 934 code for a protein of 295 amino acids.
AUAUAUAUAUAUAUAUUAUUUAGGUGGUAUACUCUUGCAAAAUACAAUGAGAUCCGUCUUGCAAAUUACACCAACAUGGAAAGAGAUCCAGCCGAUCCAAUCGUGUUCUGAUGUUGAUGAUGAUGCAUUAGCAAUUGCUAAAUUAGCAAUGGCACAAAAAAUAAAACAAGCAAAGGAAGUCACUCUUAAAGAUCUCAGAGACAAUCAACAUUUAUUAUCAGAGGGUGUUUCGUAUUGUUUUACGGGAAUUAUCGACAAAGUUGAAAAUAAAGCAACAAUAUGGUAUGAUUCUUGUAAAAAUUGCAACACAUCUUUCUCCAAAAUUGAUGAGAGUGCAAUAUGCAAAAAAUGCAAUGAAGAAGUUCUUGAGACGUCGCCCAGAUACAGAAUCACAAUAAAUGUUAUACAAGGCGACUGCAAUGCACGUAUUACAUUAUUCGGUCAAGUGGCAGAGGUAUAUGUAGGAUGCUCUGUGGAUGAAUAUCUUUCUUCAAUCAAAGAGGGUGAAACAGAAUCCACAUACUAUAGACGACUAAGCACACAAGUGUACACAGAAAUGCGCUUCAUGACGAUGCUCAAGUCUAUAAAAUUUGAUCAACGAGGAAAUCUCAAUAUCGUAGCAAAUGCAAUCGAAAAAAUGGAACAAAUGGAAAGCAUCGAUGUUGGAGAUAUUGAAGAAGAGCCGACUGAAGUGGAGGAAAAGAAACAUUCACCCGAGAAAUCAAAAAAGAAAAUUCCGUCUAGAAAGAAAAAAACUACGAUGGAGUUGCAGGCCACAGAAUCGCAAAAGAAAAAAAGAAGGAUAACCAAGAAAAAGUUUGAUGACUACAUUGACAUUACAAGUGACGACGAUCUGCCGCUGAACAGCAUUUUGCAAACCAAAAAUAACAAGAAGAGAUCCCCAAUCGUCAAAAUCAAACAAGAAAAGAUUUAAAAUUCGUCUUACUCCUUACUUAGAUAAUUUAGGAUGUUUUUCAUAGAUUUUUUUGCAUUUUUAUUUAGAAAUAUGAAUAUUACUUUAUUACUUUUAAAUUUAAUCAUUAAUAGUUGCAUUGGUUCCUUUUUUUAUUUACAUAGUAAAAUUCAAACGUGUUCAACGUGCAUCGCACGUUCUUCCUGCUAGUAC